Thermothelomyces thermophilus ATCC 42464 is the source of this 1248-nucleotide messenger RNA. RefSeq lists its product as uncharacterized. Gene Ontology annotation, biological process: protein histidyl modification to diphthamide. The transcript has 2 exons. Bases 87 to 947 code for a protein of 286 amino acids. NCBI's taxonomy places the organism in Eukaryota, Fungi, Ascomycota, Sordariomycetes, Sordariales, Chaetomiaceae. The record is from RefSeq and is a predicted model, not a curated record. Gene Ontology annotation, molecular function: diphthine synthase activity.
CGCCCUUGUUGCAGCACACACCCAACAAAAACUUUUUGCAGGUUCCCUUUACCCUUCCAGUACGGUACAGUGCUCACGAGAACAAAAUGCUGUAUCUUGUUGGUCUCGGGCUCUCUGACGAGACAGACAUUACUGUCAAAGGACUCGAGAUUGUGAGGAAGGCGUCUCGCGUGUACCUCGAGGCCUACACCAGCAUCCUGCUCGUGGACCAAUCCGUCCUUGAAUCCUACUAUGGCCGCCCUAUUGUAGUUGCCGACCGUGAGAUGGUCGAGUCCAACAGCGAUGAGAUCCUGCGUGAUGCCCAGAACGUCGACGUAGCCUUCCUGGUGGUUGGCGACCCCUUUGGCGCGACAACCCACACGGACAUGGUGCUCCGCGCCCGUGAGCUCGGCAUUCCCGUGCGGACGGUUCCCAACGCGUCCAUCAUGUCGGGGAUUGGCGCGGCGGGGUUGCAGCUCUACAACUUUGGCCAGACGGUCAGCAUGGUCUUCUUCACCGACAACUGGCGCCCGGCCAGCUUCUACGACCGCAUCAAGGAGAACAGGGACAUUGGCCUGCACACCCUCAUCCUACUCGACAUCAAGGUCAAGGAGCCCAACUUAGAGAACUUGGCACGGGGUAGGAAGAUCUACGAGCCACCGCGCUUCAUGACCGUUGGCACCUGCGCGCGGCAGAUGCUCGAGAUCGAAGAGGAGAAGGGUCUGAAGGCCUAUGGGCCCGAGAGUCUGGCCAUCGGUGCUGCUCGGGUGGGCGGCAAGACGGAGAAGUUCGUCGCCGGCACGCUCGCGGAGCUCUGCGACGCCGACGAUCUGCUUGGGCCCCCGCUGCACAGCAUGGUGCUGCUGGGGAGGCGGACACACGAACUGGAGCACGAGUACGUCCGGGAAUUCGCCAUCAACAAGGAAAACUGGGACAGGAUAUGGAAAGCCGAGUAUCAAGGCAAAUAGUGGGUUGCUAAUUGAUCAUAUCAUAUGAAGCCCCCCUGAUACAAACAAGAGAACAAUUACCCCAAUUUCCCAUUGCCACCCAAGCCGGCCCUCCACACUGGUCCAUCUGUCGCCUUCGACUUUUGUUUGCGAUUUCAAUUACACUUCAACAUCGCGAUUAGUCCUCUCUAAUGGGACGCUCUCCACUGCUGGACCUCCUCCUCACUAAUCUCGCGCAACUUGUUCACGGCCGCCGGCUUUCCGGUAACCACCCCCUGUGCAACCUUGGCCAUCUGUCCAAGGAUGGUCUUGUGGGAAAUAG